Aspergillus aculeatus ATCC 16872 is the source of this 1074-nucleotide messenger RNA. Its product is annotated as nitrilase. The coding region runs from base 1 to 1074 and encodes 357 amino acids. The record is from RefSeq and is a predicted model, not a curated record. The transcript has 2 exons. NCBI's taxonomy places the organism in Eukaryota, Fungi, Ascomycota, Eurotiomycetes, Eurotiales, Aspergillaceae. Gene Ontology annotation, molecular function: catalytic activity.
AUGCCUCGCAAAAUCACAGUUGCCGUCGCGCAAGCGAGCACUCAGUCAUCCCUCUCCACUACCUUGGAUGCUUUGCACCGGGUGACUCGCCACGCAGCGGCUCGUGGCGUUCACUUGAUUCUAUUUCCGGAAGCCUACUUGGGUGGCUAUCCGAGGACAUGCGAUUUCGGAACAGCGGUCGGCUUCCGACAACCUCACGGUCGCGAUCAGUUCCUAGAGUAUUUCAACUCCGCUGUUGAUCUCGGCGACACCCCAGCCGGUGCUGGUGACGACUGGGUCGAUCGAAAACUCCCUCUCCCGCGGGGUAAGGAUUACCGCGGUGAUGGCACUCGUGAGACCCUUGAAAGGAUUUCCCGGGAGACGGGCGUCUUCAUUGCAUGCGGUGUGAUUGAGAGGGCGGGAGGCAGCCUUUACUGCUCCGCUGUAUACGUCGAUCCCCGCGAUGGUAUGCUUGGAAAGAGAAGAAAGGUCAUGCCGACUGCUUCCGAGCGUCUUAUCUGGGCACAGGGCUCGCCAUCCACCCUCAAGGCCAUCACCACUGAGCUCAAUGGGGUCAAGCUGACGAUCGGUGCCGCUAUUUGCUGGGAAAGCUUCAUGCCUAUGCUCCGCCAGAGCCUCUACGCCCAAGGUGUCAACAUUUAUCUGGCACCCACGGCAGAUAGCCGCGACACCUGGCUUCCUCUGGUUCGGACCAUUGCUGGCGAAGGCCGCACAUUUGUUCUCACCGCCAACCAAUGCGUGCGGCGCCGUGAGCUUCCUGGCUGGAUUACGGGAGCUUCUUCUAGAGAAGCAGCUGAGAACGGCGACGAAUACAUCUCGCGGGGUGGCUCUUGUAUCAUUGGCCCUCUCGGUGAGGUGCUCCGCGAGCCGAUCUGGGAAGUCUGCACUGAUGAUGCGGCAAACCCGGAUGACUUGAAUGACCCAGCUCUCGAAGCCGCUGUGUCUAUCUCGGAGAUCGAUUUGGAUGACUGCGAGAGAGGAAAGCUGGAUCUUGAUGUUACCGGGCACUACUCACGAAACGAUGCCUUCAAGUUGUCCGUUGAGGGUCUGGACCUUAACCCUCCUCCUCUGUGA